AUGUCUAAAUUGGAAACCCUGUUUGAUGGCAUAGAGGAAAAUGCAGGUGAAGUGUUAUCCGACGAUGAAAUUCCACUUGAUAAGGACGACGAUCCAGAAGCGGCUGCUGAUGGAAAUGAGGUCAGUGAACCGGUGAAGGUGGAACCAAAAAAACGAACAGUUCGGAAUCCCCGGGUAACGCUGAAUGUUGAAAGAUUGCGUGGUCCUCGAGGAAUUGUUGACAUGGAAAACUAUUUCAAGAAUGUUAAGUUUCGAGGAAAAGGACACGAAGCCGAAAAUUUAAAGGUCAUCAUGCAGCGCAUGGAACUCUGGGCUCACCGAAUGUUUCCAAAGUGGACCUUUGAUGAUUGUUUGGACAAAAUCGAAAGUCUCGGAAAAAAGCGAGAGAUGCAAUCAUACAUGAGUAAAUAUCGAAUGGGAACGCUCGAACAGCCAGUGGUUGACGAACGAGAAGAAAUCGAAGAGCCAGCAUACGAAUCUAAUGUACUGAAUAAUCCUCUGGAUCCGCUCGAUAGCAUGCUCGAGGAACAAAUUGCGAUUUCACGAGCCGGCAACCUUAAUACUUCCGGUAUUGGAAAUCUAUCGGUUUCUGAAAGGAACUUUGAUUCUUUACGCGAGGACAGUAUAACUAUGACACCGUCAAGUUCAUCGAACGCUCCAAAAGACGCUUCACCGGGAUUAUCGGAUGAGAUGCGAGCCAAAAUAGCAGCAAACCGGUUGAAAGCAUUGGAAAUUCGUAAAGCAAAAAUGCUCGCCGCCGCCGUCGCUGGACCCAGCGAGGAAUGA
This is a messenger RNA of Sabethes cyaneus, 786 nucleotides long. RefSeq names its product protein TIPIN homolog. Lineage: Eukaryota; Metazoa; Arthropoda; Insecta; Diptera; Culicidae. The record is from RefSeq and is a predicted model, not a curated record. Gene Ontology annotation, molecular function: DNA binding. Gene Ontology annotation, biological process: DNA damage response; replication fork processing; DNA replication checkpoint signaling. Gene Ontology annotation, cellular component: nucleus; replication fork protection complex. The transcript has a single exon. The coding region runs from base 1 to 786 and encodes 261 amino acids.